This is a messenger RNA of Canis lupus familiaris (dog), 1101 nucleotides long. It is a transcript of the gene ECHS1, whose product is annotated as enoyl-CoA hydratase, short chain 1. Gene Ontology annotation, cellular component: mitochondrion. The transcript has 8 exons. NCBI's taxonomy places the organism in Eukaryota, Metazoa, Chordata, Mammalia, Carnivora, Canidae. The record is from RefSeq and is a predicted model, not a curated record. Gene Ontology annotation, biological process: fatty acid beta-oxidation. Bases 34 to 906 code for a protein of 290 amino acids. Gene Ontology annotation, molecular function: enoyl-CoA hydratase activity.
CGGGGCGGGGCGGGCGAGCAGUCCUCGCGGAUCAUGGCUGCCCUGCGCGUCCUGCUGCCCCUCGUCCGCGGCCCGCUGCGCCCCCAGCCCCGCUGCGCCGCCCUGCGCCGCUUCGCCUCCGGUGCUGACUUCCAGUACAUCAUCACGGAGAAGAAGGGGAAGAACAGCAACGUGGGGUUGAUCCAGCUGAACCGCCCCAAAGCACUCAACGCGCUCUGCAAUGGGCUGAUGAUGGAGCUCAACCAGGCCCUGGAGGCCUUCGAGAAGGACCCGGCCGUGGGGGCCAUCGUCCUCACGGGCGGGGAGAAGGCGUUUGCAGCUGGAGCUGAUAUCAAGGAAAUGCAGAACCAAACGUUCCAGGACUGUUACUCGAGCAAGUUCUUGAGCCACUGGGACCAACUUGCCCAGGUCAAGAAGCCGGUCAUAGCUGCCGUCAACGGCUACGCUCUUGGUGGCGGCUGUGAACUCGCUAUGAUGUGUGACAUUAUUUAUGCUGGAGAGAAAGCCCAGUUUGCACAGCCGGAGAUCCUGCUAGGAACCAUCCCAGGUGCAGGGGGCACCCAGAGACUGACCCGCGCUGUUGGAAAGUCGCUGGCCAUGGAGAUGGUCCUCACCGGUGACCGGAUCUCUGCCCAGGAUGCCAAGCAAGCAGGUCUCGUGAGCAAAAUUUUUCCCGUGGAGACCUUGGUUGAAGAAGCCAUCCGGUGUGCGGAGAAAAUUGCCAGCAAUUCUAAGAUCGUAACAGCAAUGGCCAAGGAGUCCGUGAACGCAGCUUUUGAAAUGACGCUAACGGAGGGAAACAGGCUGGAGAAGAAGCUCUUCUACGCGACUUUCGCUACUGAAGACCGGAAGGAAGGGAUGACCGCGUUUGUGGAAAAGAGAAAGGCCAGCUUCAAAGACCAGUGAGCGCCUCCGCCUCUGCCUUGAACCCUCGACUCGAAGACAGGAAUUACGGUCUGACGGUCUUAGAAGCAAAUAAAUUCUCUAGUAAAGGGCCCUGUAGGCGGCACGCAGUCUCUGACGCACGGGGCUCUCGCUCUCCUGAGUGGGGGCGGUCUUCACCCGGCGGUCCUGAGACUCCGUGUCUGGAGCCUGUUCUCA